Aphanomyces invadans is the source of this 1659-nucleotide messenger RNA. RefSeq lists its product as hypothetical. Gene Ontology annotation, molecular function: cysteine-type endopeptidase activity. NCBI's taxonomy places the organism in Eukaryota, Oomycota, Saprolegniomycetes, Saprolegniales, Verrucalvaceae. The transcript has a single exon. The record is from RefSeq and is a predicted model, not a curated record. Bases 148 to 1566 code for a protein of 472 amino acids. Gene Ontology annotation, cellular component: lysosome.
CAACUGCACAGCAUCAACGAGGAUUAACCAGGUUCUGGGGCACCCAAACGGCGCUGUCGUCGCUACCCUCGAAGCGUACCAAGAUGCUGGAUUGAUUGAUUGAACAAGAGUCACUUUUGAAUUCGCAUUGAACUCCUCUCGACUCCAAUGAAGUUGUUUGUUGCCCUCGUCGCUGCGUCCGCUGCCGCCUCCAAGCAGUCCGUGAGCACCCUCUCGGCGGAUGAGCGGUCCGUGCUCCGCGCCGAGCUCGCCGCGUGGCGCAAAGAGUUUGAACCUGCCGCCGCGGCGCUGGGCGUGUUGCCCCAAGCCAUCAUGAGCAUGUCCCCCCAAGACGCCGAAGAGGACGCUCUCCAGCGGCUCUACGACAACAAGGUCGCGAUCGAAGAGGCUAGCCGCAACAACCCCGAUGCCACGUUCGACGACAAGAACCCGUUUGCUCUCAUGACGCAAGCUGAGUUCAAUGAGUUCGUGAAGGGCAUGUCCCUGCAGGAGACUCCCAGCGCGAUCCACUCGGUCCCCGAGGCCGAUUUGAACGUGCAGGAGAGUCCCAGCGCGAUCUACUCGGUCCCCGAGGCCGAUUUGAACGUGAGCAGCGUCAAGGCGGCGUCGGUGGACUGGACUACCCACAAGUGCGUCAACCCCGUGAUUGGCAGCCAAGGCGGUUGCAAGAAUGGCUAUGUCUUCGCGGCAGUAGCUGCCGCCGAGAUGGCGCACUGCCUCGUGACGGGAGAUCGCGUCGACCUGUCCGAGCAGCAAGUGACGAGCUGCUCCACCGUGCAUGGAACCGCGGGGUGCUACGGCGGAAUGCCGCAGGGCGCCAUGACGUACCUGUCGAAGAACGGAAUCUGCUCGGAGAGCGAGUACCCAUUCUUGUCGGGCCUCGGUCUAACUGGCACGUGCCGGAGUCACUCGUGCACCAAGCAGAAGCUCAGCAUCGGCGCGCCGGUCCGCACGUGGAGCGAGGAGUCGCUGGACUUGGUGCUCAACACGCAGCCUGUGGCGGUGUCUGUUGCAGCGACCAAUCCCGUGUGGAAAAACUACCGCGAGGGUGUGAUCUCGCAUUGCAAUGCGCAGUACUCGGACCACGCCGUCCUCGCCGUGGGCUACGACGAGAAGUCGUACAAGCUCCGCAACUCGUGGGGCGACAAAUGGGGCGAAGGCGGCUACAUCCGGCUCCAGCGCGGUGUGAAGGCCAGAGGCACGUGCCACGUCGCCGAAAACAUCGUGUUCCCCAAGAUCGAUCGUACCCCGAUGCCUCCUCGUCCUGCUCAGUGCGGCAGGUGCACUGGGUGCUUCCAUCCCUUCGAGGGCGAGUGUUUCUCCGCCGAUUACGACAAGGACUACUGCGACAGCAACAGUGCGUAUGGCCUGGUUUGGUGUGGUGACAUGCCAACUCCCACGCCACCCCCGGUGACUCCUCGUCCUGAUGUGUGCAGCCGCUGCACUGGGUGCUUCUAUCCUUCCGAGAACUGGUGUUUGCCCGCCAAUUACGACAAGGACUACUGCGACCGCAACAGUGGUGGGUUUGGCCUGGUUUGGUGUGGCCACCGAGUCGACGGCAACUAAGCCCACAACUACCAAGCGUAAGGAUACCCCGUAUCCUACUACCACCAAGGCUCCUCGUACCACACGACCAAGCUUAAACUUUCCACCUAGUCG